GGAUGUGACGUCAUGACGCGCGCGGCUCCCAGGCGUCCUCUAAAGGUCGCUUUGCGGAGUGGGAGCGCUCCUAAGUGAGGUUCGAGUAAUUUUCCUCCUGCAGUCAGCGGCUAGAUGACCGGGUACACGCCAGAUGAAAAACUGCGGCUGCAGCAGCUGCGGGAGUUGAGAAGACGAUGGCUGAAGGACCAGGAGCUGAGUGCUCGGGAGCCAGUGCUCCCCCCCAGGAGGAUGUGGCCUCUGGAGCAGUUCUGGAAUACAUUUUUGCAGGACAGGGCCCCUUGGAAGCAGAUGAUAUAUAAGGUGUACUGGCGCAGUAUCUUUGCUGUUACUCAUGUACUCAUACCAGCCUGGAUUGUUCACUAUUAUGUCAAGUAUCAUAUGGCUAAAAAACCAUAUGCCAUCGUUGAAAGGAAGCCCCGAAUAUUCCCAGGUGAUACAAUUUUGGAGACUGGAGAAGUAAUUCCACCAAUGAAAGAAUUUCCUGAUCAACAUCAUUGAAGAUUAUUUUAAAAUGUCAAAGGCUUUUAAGCCAUGUUUUUUUUUUCUUCUUAUAUUAACUGAGUAGGUUUCCUGGAAAAGUAACUAAUAAAGUUUACUCUAAGAAAA
This is a messenger RNA of Cavia porcellus (domestic guinea pig), 609 nucleotides long. It is a transcript of the gene Ndufb6, whose product is annotated as NADH:ubiquinone oxidoreductase subunit B6. NCBI's taxonomy places the organism in Eukaryota, Metazoa, Chordata, Mammalia, Rodentia, Caviidae. Bases 115 to 501 code for a protein of 128 amino acids. The transcript has 4 exons. The record is from RefSeq and is a predicted model, not a curated record. Gene Ontology annotation, biological process: mitochondrial ATP synthesis coupled electron transport; mitochondrial electron transport, NADH to ubiquinone.